Cyanistes caeruleus (blue tit) is the source of this 1109-nucleotide messenger RNA. The record is from RefSeq and is a predicted model, not a curated record. Lineage: Eukaryota; Metazoa; Chordata; Aves; Passeriformes; Paridae.
UUUUUAUAGAGAGUACUUGAGAUUUUAAAAUGCUCUGUAAGUUUAAAGAAAUGGGUUUGGGAAGUUAAAAUGGUCAGUGUUUUGAGAGCUAGGGGUUAGGUGUAGCCAGCACACCCAUGAGGUUCCUGCAGAAUGAAUCUGUGUAUGUGCACUGCAGAUGGAGGACAGACUUGUGCCUGUGCAACCAACCAGAAUUCAAAACAAGAGGAGCUUUUAAGUGGAAUCUCAGAGAGUUUAAUUCUGUGUGUUACAGUUAUAUUUUUUUUUUAAUCUCAUUUGCAAAGCAGCUCAAAUACUAUGGUAUUUGAAUUUUAAAGCUAUAAAUUAUGUUAAAGGCUUUUUUAUGAAUCUACUUUGCAUAACUACUUGCUUGUCCCUUCAUCUUGUAAAGAAACUAGAGAGGAUGUUUUUUAAGUCUAUGAUUACUUAAAGCUAAGGGAGAAAAUUUCUGAAGGAGAGCAAAGAGCUGUCCAUGGAGCUGGCCACAUUCCCACCAACAGCAGCCUAGGGCAAAACCACAGCUCUGCCUGACUGUCCACAAUUUCUCAGAGAGAUGGAUUUUUACUUUUCCCCUAAGUGCUCUAGUCAUUAAAGAUUCUCUCUUCACAUACCUCUCCUGUUUUUUGGGAUGCAUUGCUGCUUCUGACCUCUUACCUGUAUUCCCUCCUGUGCGGCCCAAGAUCCUGCAGGGUUUGCGCUACACGUUCUCUGUGGACUGGUGGUCGUUUGGGGUGCUGCUGUAUGAAAUGCUGAUUGGCCAGUCCCCUUUCCAUGGGGAUGAUGAAGAUGAACUGUUUGAGUCGAUCCGAGUGGACACCCCUCACUACCCACGCUGGAUUACCAAGGAAUCAAAGGAUAUAUUAGAAAAGCUCUUUGAAAGGGAUCCAGCAAAACGACUUGGGGUCACUGGGAAUAUCAGAGACCAUCCUUUCUUCAAAACAAUUAACUGGACAGCGCUAGAGAAGAGGGAGGUGGACCCUCCCUUCAGGCCAAAAGUGGUGCACUGUACUCCUUUGACUGCUCUGAGAUCUUCCUGUGAAGACUGUCUUCCCAGUGCUCUCGAGGAGCUUCUUUAGGAAUAGAAUGUUCAGGAAAACCAACAGAAAGCU